This is a messenger RNA of Coffea eugenioides, 4316 nucleotides long. RefSeq names its product CST complex subunit CTC1-like. Gene Ontology annotation, molecular function: single-stranded DNA binding; telomeric repeat DNA binding. Lineage: Eukaryota; Viridiplantae; Streptophyta; Magnoliopsida; Gentianales; Rubiaceae. The coding region runs from base 95 to 4084 and encodes 1329 amino acids. Gene Ontology annotation, cellular component: CST complex. Gene Ontology annotation, biological process: telomere maintenance via telomere lengthening; positive regulation of DNA replication. The record is from RefSeq and is a predicted model, not a curated record. The transcript is spliced from 16 exons.
CAUCAGCUGCGCUCGGCCGCUCACCGGCGUUUCCUCGCUCACUCCGGGCGGUAAUGUUCCUUCUUCAGCGCCCCAACCGCAAGAUGAGCCUCCCAUGCACUUUAAUAAACCCACCUCGCAAAACCCUACAAUUAAACUCCUUAAACCCUUGAAUCACCCAGCAAUUCUCAUCGGAGCUGUAUCCCUGCCGUUACACUCCAACAAGAAUAAUGAUGAUGUUUCCACAAUUGAAUGUAGCUGCUUACAGUUCACCGAUGGCUCUGUCACAAUUUGUUGCGACGUCCUUGAUUUUCAGCCGCAAAUGAUAGGUCCAAAGAUCCGCAUUUGCGCCUGGAAUUUUAUUCCUUUGAAAGUUGGGUGUAGGUUAAGUGGGUUUUUGGAGAUUAUUAGAUGGGAGUUCGUAGAAUAUUCUUCAAAUUUGACUGAAUUUUCAUUAGGUUUGGGUACAUUUGAUUGUAAGGAUGAUUCAAAGGUUAAAUAUUCGCUAUUUGGUGUACUGGAAUCCACAAGUCCUGUAUCCGUAGUUCCAUGUUCGACAGGUGGUAGUAGUUCUAGAUGUGAUUCGAGAAAUAUUUGCGGGUUUCUUGUAAAAGUCUUGGUUUGUGAGUGCAAAUUUUGUAGGUCUAGGAAAACCUUAUUGGCAUUGAGAGAUUUAAGUGAUGAGAGCUGUAAAAAUCAUUGCUUUUUGAAAUGUUUGAUAGUCUAUUUCUGUGGGUCUGCUUCAUCUUGGCACCCGGUGAUGGUGAGAUUAAUAGGGAAUCUUAUUUCACUCUCUGGAUUGAAGAAGAAGUUGGUUUAUAUUGGAAAGGAUGAUUCCGAACUGAUGUAUGUAACCACCGAUAAAGCUUUGUUGCGGCUUCCUGUGAUGGCAAAGAAAUAUAUUUUAAAAGAAAAGGCUCAGGUGAGAGGGUUUGGUGAGGUUGGCAGCUAUGCUGGAACUGUUACCGGGGUUUACAUGCAGGGCAUGGUUGUGGAGUUGGACCAAGGAGUGCUUCUUUUGUUAACAGACCACCAGCUGAUGGUUCCACAUAGUUUGAGAGUUGGUGCCAUUGUAUCUGUGAAAAAUGUUCAUUUUGUGAGCACAAAGUAUUCCUGGACAAAGAUACUUCUGCUUGGUACCUGCUUCAUCACAUGCAUUUGUGUUGAAUCAUUUUCUCCAAUGGAAACAGGUUGCCACAGAAGCUCGCAUUCUCAAAACUCUCUCCGGAAAUUUGUCGACUCAAUGGUGUUUCCAGCAAGACUAUGGGUACUACUGACUGUCACGUGUUUCCGGAAAAAGUUUGCCGGGAUUUUGUCCGAGAAGGAAAUAUUAGGAUCGAAACAUGAGGUAGGACUAGCUCAAACAUAUACCAAUUCGCAUCUACCUGCAUCUGCCUACCAAAUGCGGCACGGAGUGUUCUUGGAGUACUGCAGGCAUGGUUCGUGUGCUUACCAUAAGGAAGAGGAUUAUAGUCAUCUCAAAUUAGUGGUACCCAUUUCUUGUUUAUGGAGAGAUUUUGAGAACAGAUGGAUCAAAAUGUUGUUGGACUCAGAAGAUGAAUUUGAUAUUAUCGAUAGCAGGAGGGAGAAAUACUAUCUAUCCUGCUGUGGAAAAUCUUAUGCAAACUUAACAAGGAAAACUUUUCGAAGUCAAGAUACUGGUGUAAUUUUACUUGGAAAUCUAAAGGUUUCACCAUCAUCUGGGGGGUUGCAGCUUGUUGAUGCUACUGGAAGCAUUGAUGUUGUUAUACCUGACAUUCCAUCAAACUGGGAUUUGAAAAGAGUUUAUGAGGUGCAAGACUUCACGAUAGUAAUGCAAGGGAUACCUGAUUAUCUGGAUUGUUCAAAAUUACUUGCAAGUGAACCAUUGACAUGUAGGAAUAUCUUUGAGAAUGCUCCACUAGUGAGAGAGACAAAAAUAUCACUUUUCCUUUACUAUCAUUUUGGAGGAAAAACAUCAAGUCAUUCAUCUUUUUCUAGCAAGAAGUCUAAAGAAAGCCUUCAGGAGUUUGAGGGUGGAAAUUUUCACCUACUUCUGUUAAAGCACAAAUUUCCAUUGCUUCAUAAGCGUCUAGGAGAUCAAUUCAUUUCAAACAAAUCAAGUGCUUUUGCUGAGGUUGCAAUUUUGCCCUGGGAUUUGGUUUUGCCUGAGAAGAAUGAUGUUGCACAUUUGGGUGUGGUUCCCUUGGAUGAAUUAAAAAAUGUAAAGAAGUAUGAGACAUAUGGACAUCUUAAGAGAUGUAAAACUGAUGCAGUCUCAAUUCAGGCCCAGGAAUCUGGAUUAUCAGAGGCUGCAAACUUGACCUGCGGCUGCUUGAAUGAUUCAUAUUGCACUGACUUCGGUACCGAGAGAAAACACUGUGAUGCCAGUUGUCCACUUAAAUUUCCUUGUCUGAUCUCUAGUAGAAGUAUUAAGUGUCCUUACCAAGGUCUUGUGCAUUGCACAGACAAAAAGGAAGUGACAAGUUCCGGGUGCAAUCCAGAUGGAAGAAGGGUUUUCCUGGAGUUUGAUUCUGAAAGUUUGAACAUGUAUCAGAGACUGAGAAUUGGUGCUUUCUACUUGGUAAAGCACCAUCAAAAUGAUGUGCUCUGUCGUGCAAAGGUUGAUGAUAAAGCACUUGGUGGUGUAAUACUUGUUAGUUCUGAAACAUGUCUCUGGCGCCUAUCAUUCUCUUCUGAUGUGGUUGCCAAGAAUUCAGAUCCGUCACCUAUAGUUCAACAGAGUGAUUCAUGUGUCAGCAAUGAUGAAAUUACGCCUGAUACUACUCAAAAAUUUCAAAUUGCACCCCUUAAGUUUGAUGGUGUUAGUCCUGAAUCCUAUUCAGACAUCAAUUUAUGCAUGCCUGCAGAUGUCAUUAGUUACUUUAAGAUUGAUGCCAACAAUUCUAAAACUAGUCUGAUGAAGUCGCCAGCUUCACUUAAAGAAGAAAUUGACAUUUAUAAUGUACACAGGACAGCAAUUACUGCCUCUGUGCUUUCUCCUGAAACUGCUCAUUCUAAUCUUCUUUUGCCUGAAGGAAAUCUUCUCACUUUUCGUGGACAAAUAGUGGCCAUUCAUGAUUCUAGUUGUACUUCUUUUGUGGAACAUUUGUGGAAUGAAAGUCCUGUCAAUGUUCAUCAGCCAAUACUUUCUCAUGGAACCAGUAUAAUUUGUAUUCAUGCUCUUGUGGACCAUCACAUGGCCAUGAUUUUUGGUGCUCUAGAUAAGCACGCUUACCCAACAGGGUUGGGAACAGGAGUCCAUGCUACUUUUCACCGAAUUCUUGUGCUUGGCCGACAGAAUCAUUAUAUGUUGAUUCCUGCAUCUUUCAUUGAGAUUGAUUCCGUAAAUGUUGUUGACAAUGGGUGCAACAAUGAGAAUGAUCCUGUAGCCAACUCUAUAUUUGCAUGCUAUGCAACUUCUCCGAGUGUCUUUCCUGCAGCUUUGAUCUCUGAAGUAACACAUGGCAUGGGUAUCAAACUGAUGCAACUCCAUUGCAGGGUUGUUGGCGUUCAUGUCCUCGUUCUGCAGGAGAAUAAGAAAGCUAGAUAUUCAAGCACAAGAGUCCAAUCUGGUUCAUUGAUGGUUGAGAUCCCACUUGCUGGUUUUAUUCUGGAUGAUGGAUCAUCCUGCUGUUGUUGCUGGGCUAACUAUGAUAGAGCUGCAAAUAUGCUUGGACUGCCUACUCAAUUUAUUUCAACUGAAGCUUGUGCACGAACUUCACAGAGAUUGAAGAUUCCUGUAAGAAGGAGAACCAAUAACUCCAGUUUUGACCAUUUGAACAGAAUUAUCAGGCAGCACAAAAGAGUUGUGGUAAGAAAUUGUGGAUCUAUGUUUGAUUCUUCAUGUCUGGAUCUUACAUUUUCUGUGGACGGUGAUGAAGUUAUCGGCAGCUCUGAUGAAAACCUCCUCCGAUGCUUGGUUAUGAGUGCCUGCUUCAGUAGGUUAUGGACUGUUGUUGGUAGUCUCAUGGAUUCAACUGCUAUAAACCGGCUAGAAAAGCAAUUAAGUGGAUUGGAGAUGACACUGUUUCCACUGCCAAAUAUAUGGGCCAGCGGUGGUGUUUAUCGCAGUGAUCCUCUUGCUCAAUCAAGGAUGAUCCUACAAGCACUCGUCAAAAAUUAGCUGAUGUUGGCUAUUGGAGUGUACCUCACUGUAAAUUACAGUUGGUGAAUUUUCUCUGUUGUGUCUUAUACAAGCAUAUACUUUUGCAUGCCAGUGCCAGAUGUGAAGUGAUUGUAGGCUUUGUUAGCUGAGCAUUUUAAAGGGCCUGUGCUGUGCAGCAAGGACCUUGUUUUUACUCUUGAUGUAUUCAAGCGUGAAGAACCAAUCAAAUGCAACGGCUAUUGCUUUGUUU